UAAUAAUACACCUCUCCACGAUCUGGCAGCCCGGCUGAACAUAUGAUUUUGAUGAAAACACACGAAAAGGAGGGAAAAACUGGAAUUGUUUGUAACUUGUUUGUUUUGCUGUUAAAACCCAAACCAAACCCAAGAUGGGUGGCGGAGAUCUAAAUCUAAAGAAAUCAUGGCAUCCGCACACGAUGAAAAACCAGGAGCGCGUUUGGAAGGCGGAGGAGCAAGCGAAGAUGGAGGAGCGCAAGCUGCAGGAUCUGCGCAAGGAGAUCAACGAGGAGCGGGACAGAGAGGAACUGAGGCGGCUGGGCGAAAGUUCAGGAGUGCUGAGCAAUAAUGGGGGAGCCGCCGGCGAAGCCAAGCUGGAGUGGAUGUACAAAAAUAGCACAGAGCUGAUCAACCGCGAGGAGUACCUGCUGGGCCGCAAGAUCGACAAGUCCUUUGAGACUCUGCAAGCGGAGGAGAGCCGCCAGGAGCAGAACACGGUGGGUCUCAAGCAGUCCAUCAACCAUGUGGAACACGACUGUGUGCCCUUCUCUAUCCGGACGUACCGCAAUCUGCAGUCCAACGAACAGGUGGACAUACAGCGCAAAACGCUCGAGGAUCCCCUAAUGCUCAUCAAGCAGCGCGAGAUGGAAUCCCGCCGAAAACUACUUGAGAACCCCGUCAAGCUGAAGGAAAUCCAUCGCAUCCUCAAGACUGAACAGGAACAAAAGGCAGCCAAGGAUAAGAAGGUCAAGAAGAGCAAAAAGUCCAAGAAAUCCAAAAAGAAGAAAAAGAACCGACGAUCCAGCGAUGAUGAAAGUAAUGACAGUGAGAGCAAUGAUAGCGACGAUGAUUUGGACAGAAAAUUAGCCCGCCAAGUAAGCAAGCUUAAGGGAGACCAAGGUGAACUUAAACUGGACAAGCUGCUGGACGCCAAGUACCGCACGAUUUCCAAGCAAUUAGACAUGGCUACCAAGAAAAAGAGCAAGAAAUCCAAGAAGAAAAGCAGCGAUAGCAGUGACGAGAGUAGCGACAAAGAGGAAAAGCCCAAAAGACAACGAUCUAGGGAACCAGAGCCCAGGAGAAGGAACAAGAGGAGCCACAGCUCUGAAGACAGAAAUCAGCGAGAAAGGCGCAGGAGCAGAAGCCCACGGGAUAGAAAAAAGCGACAGAGCAGAAGCCCGGAACAAAGGCAGAGGCAAAGGAGUCCAGACGAGAGAAGGGAAAGGCGUAGGAGCAGAAGUCCCUUAGCGAGAAGGGAGAGAAGAAGCAGGAGCCCAGAGGACAGACAAACCAGACGGUAUCGCCCAGAUGAAAGCAAGGAAAGUUCAAGGCAGCGCGAGAAACGUAGGAGUAGGACACCAGAAGAGCGUUCCAGAUCAAAACGCAGCAGGAGCCGAAGUUCGAAACGAGAUGACAGGCGAAGGUUUGCUGAAAGGCCGCCCCAGCGAGGGGAAAGGGAACGCAGUCCUUCGCCCAGUCGUCCCACCGGCAAGCCUAAGCUAAGCGCCGCCGACCGAGAAGCUCGUCUGCGCGAAAUGAUGGACAACGCCACUUGGAGGGAAGCCGACCGCACCCAAGUUGUUCGCAAGCACCGAGAAGCGUACGCUCGUGAGGAGGCCCAAAACCGCGAACGAGACUUCGACAAGGAGUUCAUUAACAAGGAGGUUAAGAAGGCCAUUGCCAACCAGAACUCCAUAGGCGAUCGCAUCCGGGCCAAUCUCAACAACAUACAGCGUACCGCCUCCUCAAUGGACAGCAACUUUGCACGCAAAUAAACUAGGAUUCCUUUAUUUCGUAUGCAUUAUAUGGUUCCGCAACAAAUAGAUUCAACACUUUUUAA
Molecule: messenger RNA, 1822 nt
Organism: Drosophila erecta
Lineage: Eukaryota; Metazoa; Arthropoda; Insecta; Diptera; Drosophilidae
Gene: Cwc25
Product: pre-mRNA-splicing factor CWC25 homolog
Exons: 3
Coding region: 135-1757 (540 amino acids)
Biological process (GO): mRNA splicing, via spliceosome
Cellular component (GO): U2-type spliceosomal complex
Source: RefSeq, a predicted model, not a curated record